AUGAACAAGAGAUUUGAUAUGCAAAACGGUUAUGGUCCUUAUGCUGGCCACUUUGGUGAUGAUUUUGAGUAUGAAUCAUGGGGUAGGAGCCACGGUUUUCGUCAACCAACACCUUCUGCUCCACAAGGUUAUCAUCACCAUGACUUCUCAGCACAAAGUCCAAGCCACGUCCCCUUUACUCAAGACAAUGAGUUGAAGAGUAUGCUUCAGCAACUUUUACAAGGGCAAGCUGACUGUGCAUUUGAGAUAAAUCAGCCACUGGACCAGAUGAGCACCAUAUUUGAUGCUUGGGAAAGUCCCCAAGAGUAUGCUUCUCAAGAUUAUCAUCACCAUGGCUUCUCAACACAAGAUUCAAGCCAUGACCCUUCUGAUCAAGACAAUGAGUUGAAGAGUAUGCUUCAACAACUUUUAAAAGGGCAAGAUGAUUAUGCAUUGGAGAUGAAUCAGCAAAUGGACCCGCUGAUUAGCAAAUUAGAUGCUUGGGUGAGUCCACAAGAGAACACAGAGAGCAUUGCCUCUACUUCAAGGCCAGAAGAUACACUCCCUACUCAACAAGACAUGGAUCCUAAGGAGUGCUACAAUGAAUGGUCUGUUGACAACACUAUUCAAGAAGAGCAAGAGGACGCCUAUGAUACUGUUGAGCCUGAGUUUGAGCUGGAAUUAGAGCACCUCUUCCUUGAAGUAGAUGAUGCUUAUACUUCUCCCAAGAUACAACAUACUAGUCUCAAUGUGGACAUUGAGGAGCUAAAGGAGAGGGGUGAGCAGAAAUUUUCUGAGAUGAGAGUUGUCAACAAUGAGAAGAGAGAGGCUCCUUUUGAGAAGAAAGAAUAUCUCUAUGUGCCUCCACCUUAUGAGCCAUACUUUCUAUUUGCUGGUCUGAUCUCUCCUAAUGAAGUCAGUCUUGAGGACCCAAUGAAGCUAUCCUUUGAGGCGAUAAGGAUGAAAGAGUUUAGGGGAUGGUUCUAUGAUGAGUAUGAUCCUGGUGAUUCAAGGCUUCAAUGA
Molecule: messenger RNA, 1002 nt
Organism: Microthlaspi erraticum
Lineage: Eukaryota; Viridiplantae; Streptophyta; Magnoliopsida; Brassicales; Brassicaceae
Source: the annotation of a GenBank genome assembly